GAUGAGGCAACUACCACCAUAAACACCCAACAUCAACCUCUGUACACCCACCAAUGCAUCGAUGGGUCUGCAUCUCAUGUCAACGUGCCACCACCAUCAGCAUACCUACGUUGUAGAGCCGAUGACGAUGACGAAGAGGACGACGCUCACAGUUCCGCUGCGAGGAAAGAAAACAGAUGAAGCGAGGGAACAGAACGGAAAGGAUGAAGACAACGAUAAGCGAGACCGAUGAAGAAGACGAGCUUGAUAGCAGACGAUGCGAAAAGGCGAAAUUCCCUUUUGACGACCCACCAUCACAUUCAGUUCACCUUACCGCUCAAACUUUAAAGGCGAGAAGGAUAAGCAUCAGCGCGAUGAACGAACACACUGCCGUCUAUCAUCUUCACCGAGUCAUCAAUAACGCAGCACAGUCUCUCAUCCCCCGUCUCCUCCCCCUUCAUCUUCGUCUGUUCGACAACCCGUUUGGAUCGUUAUUGGACGUGAACCGCAUUCUUUCUUCUUCUCUUAUACCCUUUUUGGUUCUUUUUGAUCUUCUUUUUGGGUUCUGGGGGCUUCUUGUGUCCAGCGUGCUCUUCACUUCUUUUCCCGAACGGGACGGUCGAGGAGAGCACCUGGAGGUCGGGGAAUGCAGGCUUGUUCACCCCUGGCCGCCGAUCUCGUUUAUGGCGACUCUCUCUCGUCGGUGUCGGUGCCUUGCGGCUCUCUCCACGGAAUUUGGGGCAGAGGGGGUGUGGGCGUGCUCUUGGAUGGCUGGGCUGCAGAAGAAGCACGUCGAGAGGCGUGCUUUGACGAAGCACCAUAGCAAAAAGCACUGAUGCGGUGAUGUUGGCUUUUCUCGUCUCGCCGUGUUUCUCAAGCAGCAGCAGCAGCAGCAGCAGCAGCGACUACUAUCCAAAUGCUUCCUUGGGAUUAGACUGGAAAACUGACGAUUGCCUUCUCUUUUCUUCAGUGGCUCGCCAAGGUCGGACUGCCAUGGAGCAGCCUCAAGAGGGUUCUCUGAUGCGCUCAAAGUCUAGCGUAGGUCUUUCAAGUCAAUAAUGUAGCCGUGAUGAUGGAUGGAAAGGUGGAAAUGAAAGUGAUGUUGCAUUAGAAUGAUUUUAGUCUGCGUUGCCGCCGUACACGGCCAAUAAUGCGUCGCCUACGCCC
Molecule: messenger RNA, 1146 nt
Organism: Acaromyces ingoldii
Lineage: Eukaryota; Fungi; Basidiomycota; Exobasidiomycetes; Exobasidiales; Cryptobasidiaceae
Exons: 1
Coding region: 177-815 (212 amino acids)
Source: RefSeq, a predicted model, not a curated record